Molecule: messenger RNA, 1752 nt
Organism: Aureobasidium pullulans EXF-150
Lineage: Eukaryota; Fungi; Ascomycota; Dothideomycetes; Dothideales; Saccotheciaceae
Exons: 4
Coding region: 1-1752 (583 amino acids)
Molecular function (GO): protein binding
Source: RefSeq, a predicted model, not a curated record
AUGUCGGCUUUUUAUCCUGGCAAACGCCUUUCAACAAAAGGCGAGCGCUGUACAGUACGCUAUGUCGGCGAAAUCAAAGGCAAACAAGGCCAAUGGCUAGGUGUAGAAUGGGACGACCCAACUCGAGGAAAGCAUUCUGGAACUCACGAAGGAUUUGAGUACUUCAAGUGUAGGAGCUCGCAUCCGAAGGCUGGAUCUUUCCUUCGCCCUUCAGCCACGUGGGACCAAUCUAGGACUUUCCUCGAAGCUUUGAGGACGAAAUAUGCAGCCAUCGAAACCGGAGAUAAUGCAGCUGCAGCUCAAAAUACUAUCAGAAUCAGCGGUAAAGAAGCCGAAGAAGUUGGUUUCGAGAAGAUUGCUCGGCAACAGGCCCAAUUGCACAACCUACGUAUUGUAGUGCUGGAUGACUUGCUCGUCAGGGCCUACGAUAAUACAGAGACGACUUCGGAUGGACUUGAUCACAUACAAGAGACAUGUCCGAAUAUCACUGACCUUGAUUUGGGAAGAAACCUCUUCGAGACACUUUCUGAGAUUUCUGAUAUUUGCGAUCGUCUGCCAAAGCUGAAGUUCUUGAGACUCGAUGCGAAUCGUCUUCGGGAUGUUGCAGGGCGAGCUGAAUCUAUUGCGUCUGCGUCUGGUCUAGCUCAGAUCACUUCCGCAAGUCUUGAUCAUAUGCUUUGUACAGACGAAGAGUUAGAAACACUUUCAAGUUGUAUGCCUAACAUCAGAGACUUGUCUGCAUCAACCAAUCAACUGGGUUCCCUGGACUACUGUGAUCUUCCCUAUACCCUGACUUCGCUCACAUUAGAAGACAACAACUUCACAAGUCUAGAGAACGUAAAGCGGUUGGCCAAAUCAAGCCCACUCCUCAAGACGCUGAACCUCAAAAACAACCAAAUCACGAGCACAUUCAAGGACCAGCAGCGAACUGAAUCCUUCACGCUGCCAGAGACUAUUGUGGAUGUUGAUCUUGCAUACAACAACAUCACAUCAUGGAGCAUAAUCAAUGAGCUUCCAUCAAAAAUCCCAGGAUUGAAACAUUUGCGUAUUGCCCACAACCCUCUCUUCUCUUCACUGCGCUCAGCGGAUGGCAAGCCCAUGACUUCAGCCGACGGAUACAUGCUCACAAUCGCCCGACUACCUCAACUCGAAACACUCAACUACUCAAAGAUUACAGACAAAGAACGCUUGAACUCAGAAUCAUACUACCUUUCCCAAAUCGGUAGACAGCUGUCUCUUGCACCAAAGGAGAAAGAGAAUGAAAUCUUGUCUGCUCACCCGAGAUGGAAAGAGCUAUGCGAAGAGUAUGGCGAGCCAAAGAUUGAGCGACGAACAGAAAGUGGUAUCGAUCCCAACUCCCUCGCCGCAAGACUACUGGAAUGCACUAUCUACUCGCCAGCCGCCGCACAUCUCAGCACCCUCCCGAACGAGCACAACCCGCUUGUAGUUGAGAUACCGAAAUCCUGCAGCAUCUACAAAGUCCACGGUGUCAUCGGUAGACGCCUAGGUCUUGAGCCCACACAACUGCGCCUAAUCUUGGAGACUGGCGAGAAGGAUCGCGUAGACAUGGCUACAUGGAACGGAGUAGAAGCAUGGGAUUCUGAUGAAGAGGAGGCAGAAGAAGUUGGUGAAGAGUGGAAGGAAAGGGAAGAAGAACUUGUUGCAGGUACGAGACCAUUGGGUACUUUUGUUGAUGGACAGAAGGCUAGAAUUAGAGUUGAGCUCAAGGCUGGUGUUGGAACAAGGCAAUGA